Molecule: messenger RNA, 1165 nt
Organism: Spea bombifrons (plains spadefoot toad)
Lineage: Eukaryota; Metazoa; Chordata; Amphibia; Anura; Pelobatidae
Product: patr class I histocompatibility antigen, C alpha chain-like
Exons: 5
Coding region: 303-1076 (257 amino acids)
Cellular component (GO): plasma membrane
Source: RefSeq, a predicted model, not a curated record
GCGGCCGGUGGCCUCCCGCGCGCAGGGUUUGGUGCCCUGUUAUGUUAGAAGCACAUUGUUCUUCUUCUCAGAAUUUGUGAAGAUGUUGCCACCGCUUUCCCUGGAUGUGGCGCUGACCACGCCGCCCUGACGCCUACAGGCAGACACAAUCUUUAUGGUUUUGGGGUUUUACUAAGUUGUCGCCGGAGCAAAAACCACAGAUCCCGGCUGCAGAUGGACUUCUUAUUAACUUCUCGAUGGCGGCAAAAAUUCAGUCCAGGAAUUGAGCGGUGAACUCGGCUCCCGGGUUUAUCUACAGAAACAUGGUGAUUUUCACUGGGUUUAUUCUCGCCUUUCUGAGCUCUCUGCCGGCAGGGGUGGCAGCGGUAAAAGUCUCGCAGAGCCCUCCAUUCCUUUAUCUUCAGAAGGAUGAGAAGGCCAGCAUGACCUGCACCAUGGAAGGAGGAGACACGUCCUGGAUAUGGAUCUAUAGGUGGACGCUAAACGGCUCCUCGGUGAUAAAUACCAGGACCAGAGUGAUGAUCCCUUUUGCCUUCGAGCCCAGCAGCCUCCACAUCUGGGCCGUGACUCCGUCAGAUAGCGGGCUGUACGUGUGCUCUGUCAGGGUGUUUUACCCUCAGUCCCGGCUGUACUCGGGGAACGGGACCUGGCUGCAGGUUACAGCGGCUCCGACAAUGGCUCUCAGAAUGGAAAUUCUGGAAAAGCAUCAUCUCCUGAUCUGUGAGGCUGAAAGCUUUUACCCUCAGGGGUUAAAUAUCUCAUGGAGCUUGUCGGGGACGGGGAUCCAGAUACGGGAGAAGCUCACAGAGAACGAGGACGGCACGUACACCAAGAGGUCCAGCCUGGAGGUGGCUGAAGAGGUAUGGAGCAGAGCGCACCGAGGCGUGACCUGCCGCAUACAACACGUCACGCUUCCGGAGCCCUUCACUAGCGUGCUGCGCCCCCCGCCGAACCGGAACACACCGGCCCCCGGGGCGUCUCUGUACCGGCAGCUGUUCCCGGUGAGAGUUCUGUUGGCUCUGACCCUCAUGCUGAGUCCGUGUAUCUGCAGUCUGUACAUUCGCUGCGCCAUGUAACGGCUGGAUAUCGCGUUCCCGUCCAUCCGUGCGUCUCGGGUGCAGCCCAUACCGGGGAUCUCGCUGGAUUCUGGGUCUAUAGACCAAUC